Molecule: messenger RNA, 483 nt
Organism: Echinostoma caproni
Lineage: Eukaryota; Metazoa; Platyhelminthes; Trematoda; Plagiorchiida; Echinostomatidae
Source: the annotation of a GenBank genome assembly
AAGCUCUGCUCCAUCGAGAAAGCUUUCAUCUGGGACAGUUCGACGGUAGAUGUAACUUUUUGCAUUCAAAAUUUUGAAUGCGGUUAUUCUCUCCAGGAGGCCUUGUUCAUUUUGACCCUCGUGAGAAACAGCCAAUCGCAUCCUUCUGCACACACCAACCAUGAUACUCACAGUUGUGAGUACAGUCAUUCUGCUCUUCCUCUCCCUCGUUCAUGCUGUUAUUUUCAGUCGGCAAAUCGCAAAUUAGGGACUAUUUGUGCCAAUUGUCGAACAUCUCACACCACCCUGUGGCGACGAAAUCAACAUGGUGACUCAGUUUGCAACGCCUGUGGACUGUAUUACAAACUGCAUCACGUGAGUUCACUCUCACCCAGUGAGGAGAUUUUAAAAAAAUCAAUUAUUCACCUUAACUCUAGGAAUGCCAAAAUGGCACACAACCUAUUUAUUAAUGAAGUGCCGCCCUUUGAUUUUUCUCUAGUUUAG